Adineta steineri is the source of this 1032-nucleotide messenger RNA. The record is from the annotation of a GenBank genome assembly. Lineage: Eukaryota; Metazoa; Rotifera; Eurotatoria; Adinetida; Adinetidae.
AUGGUAUCAAUUGAUACACUUAAACUGAUUACCAAACAGUUGGCUAUUUAUGGCAAUUCAGCAUUAUUGAUUAGUGGAAUCAUUAGUUCAUGUGCUAAUGUUUUUGUAUUCUCACGACGACAUUUACGUAAAAGUCCAAGUUCUCGGUACAUACUCGUAACAAGUUUAUUUGAUUUUUUCAAUAUUACAUUUUCCGUUACAACACGUUUAAUGAUCGACGGAUUUGCAUUCGAUCCAUUUUCAGCAAACAGUUAUGCUUGUCCAAUUCGUACAUAUUUAGCAUUUAUAUUUUCAUUCUGCCCGAUGAGUUGCCGUUGUUUAUCAAUCAUCGAUCGAUAUUUAUGUUCAUCUCGAUCAGUAUUACUUAGAAAUUGGAGUUCGACUAAAGUAGCUCAUCGGGCUUUAUUUAUUAAUUGCCUAUUUUGGUUGUUAAUCGGUAUUCCAUUAUUGAUUUUCACCAAUCCAAUUACCGUUAGUGUUACUCGAAUAGUAUGCAAUUUUUCAAAUCAAUAUUUUGGCAACUAUUAUGCAUAUUUUCUCAAUCCUGUUGCUUAUUUUGUGACACCAUCACUUAUAAUGAGCAUAUUUUCGAUUGGAACAUACAGAAAUCUUCGAGUAAUGAUAAGAACACCUCAUGUAGGAGCACAACGACGUAUAGAACAACAAUUUAUUCUCAUGAUUAUUAUUCAAAGUGUAGUAUUUACAAUUUCAUCUCUUCCAAAUGGAAUUCGUCUUGCGUAUACAAUUGCAACAAGUGCAGUACAAAAGAGUGCUUAUCGAGUAGCUCAAGAAGGUUUAUUUUAUGAAGUAGCUUUAAUAUCUUACUUCAUUAGUUCUGGUUCUUCAUUUUAUAUUUUUAUUGGUUUAUCGAAAGACGUUCGUUCAGUAGUGUUAGAGAAGAUUCGAAAGAGACCAUCUAUCCUUGUAACAAUAAAACAAAAUCGCGUCGGUCCAAGCAUUAAUAACCAACUCAUGGUAGGUGCCAAUAUGAACAAAUCAUUUACAGGAAUAUCGGCGACAAUUACCAAAUAA